Striga hermonthica is the source of this 1098-nucleotide messenger RNA. Lineage: Eukaryota; Viridiplantae; Streptophyta; Magnoliopsida; Lamiales; Orobanchaceae. The record is from the annotation of a GenBank genome assembly.
AUGGGGAGCUCUAAUAAGCCCCAAGACUGGAUUUUUCCGGCGGCCCUUUUUCUAGCGACGGUCGUACUCUCCGCACGCGCCGGCUCCGAGCAGCCGGCGCGCGGCAUUCCCAUCAACGGCAGCAAGCUUCUCUCCGCCGGGACUUGCAAUUUGUACCAGGGCAAAUGGCUCCUCGACCCUUCAAACACCCUCUACAACUCGGGCUGCCCGUUUAUCGACCCCGAGUUCAACUGCAUCAAGUCGGGUCGACCCGACAAAACCUUUCAGAACUAUGCCUGGAAGCCAGAUUCUUGCAACCUGCCCAGGUUUAAUGGGUUGAAUUUUCUGGAGAGGUGGAAGGGGAAGAAGAUAAUGUUUGUGGGUGACUCACUGAGUCUGAAUCAGUGGGAGAGUCUGGUCUGUAUGAUUCAUGCUGCUGUACCUAAUUCUAAAUACAGCUAUGUCAGACAGGAGUCACUUUCUUCAGUCACAUUCCAGAGUUAUGGAGUUACCAUAUUUUACUACCGAUCGCCUUACUUGGUAGACAUAACGAGAGAGCCGGUGGGUCCCGUUUUGAACUUGGGCUCGAUUAAACAAGGUGAUAACUGGAGAGGAAUGGACAUGCUCGUAUUCAACUCGUGGCAUUGGUGGACUCACACGGGAAAUGCCCGAUCAUGGAAUCAUAUACGGGAUGGAGCCAACCUAUAUAGCGACAUGAACCGUCUCGUGGCUUUUUACAAAGGCUUGACCACUUGGGCUCGAUGGGUCGACAGUAACAUCGAUCCAACUAAAACCAAAGUCUUCUUCCAAGGGAUUUCUCCUACUCACUAUCAGGCUAGAGAGUGGUCAUCAAGAUCUAAGGACUGCUCGAAUGAACAAAUCCCAUUAUCCGGGUCGACUUAUCCAGCCGGGUCGCCUGAAGAAGUUCAGGUCGUUUAUAAAGUACUAAGCAGAAUAAAAAAACCCGUGACAUUGCUCGAUAUAACAACUCUAUCUCAGCUGAGAAAAGACGCUCACCCUUCGCGCUAUAGUGGAAAAGGAAAGGGAGUUGACUGUAGCCAUUGGUGCUUGCCUGGAUUGCCCGACACGUGGAAUCAGCUGCUAUAUGCGUAUCUCUAG